AUGUCACGAAGUUUCCAUACAAAGUCUCGGAAUAGCUGUGGCCGAUGCAAGCAGCGCCGCGUCAAGUGCAAUAGACAGAGUCCAGUGUGCCGAAAUUGCGCACGCCGCAACGAAUUAUGUGAUUUCCAACUACGGAUUGGUGACCUAGCUCCAGAAAAAGCCGUCAUUGUGGCACCUACCGCAGUGGUAUGGCACAAGGAAAAUGCAAUAUUAGAUUACUUUUCUGGCGUAGUCGCCCCUUCGAUAAGUUUGGCAGACCCAAUGAUAGGGAUUUGGAGAAAGGAGGUAUUGAAAUAUUAUCGGUUGUCACCGCCGCUGUAUCACAUGGUCAUUUCGGUAUCUGUUCUACAUAUGUCCAACCAGCACAUGGGCCUAGACACCGGACUUAUCCGUGUAGUCCACCAACAUUUCGUGGAUGCAGUGUCGCUUUUCCGACGGGAAAUUACCUCCCUAGGUAAAGAAAACUCUCUUCCCGUUUUCUUCUUUUCUAUUCUGCUUCUCAUGGUCCAAUUUGCCACCUCACACGUUCGCCACGGCAUAUCCUUCGGACCAACUGAGAUUUUUGAACCUACGGAUAUUUUGUGUUCCCUCCAGAAGGCUCAAAAGCUCAGCUGCCAGCUUGUUCCGUUUUUGGCGACCAGCUCGAUGGCAAGCAUUUUCGCGGAAACUAGGCCACCCGUCAUAGGAGGAGACGUCAAGCUGGCAAAGACUAUCUUCAUCGUCCAGGAGACUCUGCAUUCAUUGAACCUCACUGUACAACAUGCAUCAGAAAAGGAAGCUAUUAAAAGCCUGCUUCAAUGGUUGCAAACCUUGAGGUCAAUGCAGCCUGGCUGGCGACAGAUUUGCAUCUGGCCUGCUUCGCUUUCGCCAGGCUAUAUCCAGCGACUGCGCGACAAGAGUCAAAUCUCGAUGAUUGUCUAUCUCUGCUGGUGCUUGAUACUUGGCAGGAGCUACAAGCAGUGGAUGUUUACCACAUACUGCCGCCAAGCGAUUAGGCAUGUCGUUGCAAGAAUCAACUGGGUCUGGGGAGAUUUCCUUAGCCAACUCUUGACAGAGGUCGAGUGA
Clonostachys byssicola is the source of this 1065-nucleotide messenger RNA. Lineage: Eukaryota; Fungi; Ascomycota; Sordariomycetes; Hypocreales; Bionectriaceae. The record is from the annotation of a GenBank genome assembly.